Molecule: messenger RNA, 828 nt
Organism: Phytophthora sojae
Lineage: Eukaryota; Oomycota; Peronosporomycetes; Peronosporales; Peronosporaceae
Exons: 1
Coding region: 1-828 (275 amino acids)
Biological process (GO): carbohydrate transport
Cellular component (GO): membrane
Molecular function (GO): sugar transmembrane transporter activity
Source: RefSeq, a predicted model, not a curated record
AUGAGCGCAGUUCAGAGCGUCUUCCAAGUACUGUCGAUCGCCACGGCCGUCUUCGUGCGGUUCUCGCCCUUGCCGGACUUCCGACGCAUCUACGCGGCCAAGAAGGUGGGCGAGGUGCAGAUCCUCCCGGUCGUGACGCUCAUCACCAACUGCGUGGUGCUGGUCUGGUACGGCUACCUCUCGGACGACAUUUUCCCGCUGCUGGCCACGGCGGUGCUCGGACUGAUCACGUGCUCGGGCUUCACGCUUGUCUUUUACUACUACACAGACGACCGUCAAGCGGUGCACAGGAUUCUGCUCUGGGCGCUGCUCUUCAUCGUGCUGGUGUGCGUGUACGGCGCGCUCGGCGUCUACGGUCUGACUGGCCAGUCCGACGACUCCGUGGGCACAGCGUUCGGAGCCAUCUCGAUCGUCACGUCCGUGGCGCUGUGUGGGUCUCCGCUGGCCACGACCCGCCGCGUGGUGCGAGAAAAAUCCACGGCGAGCAUGCCCUUCACGCUGUCACUGGCCAAAUUCACGAACGGCGCGGUCUGGAUCGUGUACUCGGUCAUGAUCAAGGACAUCUGGGUCUUCAUCCCGAACGUCAUGGGCUUCGUGCUCUCGUCGGUUCAAAUGGCCAUCUACGUGAUAUAUCCGAGCGCUGGGGAGGGUGAGCUGCAGCCUGAGACUGCAGUCGUGUAUCCAGCGUCGGACGACGAAGCUUCGUUCUCGAUCGUUAUCACCACACCUGGCAAGGAGAAGAUCGACCGGAAGGACAGCCUCGAGUUUGUAGCCAUCCGCUCGCCGUCCACACGCUGCUUGUCGUCGGUAUCCAUUGAGCGCCACUAG